GGCUUCGUCUCCUAUUUUUGGGGGCAAGCCCCGGUGGCCUGUCACCUGUGAAGUGAAGGAAUAGAUCGACCGACCAACAACGGGCGCGCGGCGGCGGCGCCGGACUCGGCAAAGAACCUGCUGGCAGUGUGCGGUUCGUUCCUGCAUGCCGCGUCGACGUCGUCUCGCAGUGGCAGAGCUGUGCGCCACGCGUUCGCUUGUGCACGACGCCGCGCCCGCGCGCGCUUACCACCCGGCGGCGUUCGCCGAUCGAUCGACCGAUCCGCCGGGACUCCCUCCAUUUCUCUAAAUACGGCCUCGACCAGUUGACCCGCGGCUUUUGUUAUCUGGCCGGUCAGCAGCUGCAUAAAUACAGCAACCAAAGCCCUGCCUAGCUCCCUCCUCCGGAAUCGUCGGCAAUGGCUCCUGAUGCGUGUGUGCUUCUGCAGCUGCUCGCUGCUGCUCUGGUGGCGAUGAUGGCGGCGACGGCGGCCACCCAGCAAGCUGCUCCUGCGCCGCGCGGCGGCCUGCGCCCGCUGCCAUACAACUACCUCGUGCUCACCCAAGGAAUGGGAGGGUACAAGAGGAACCAGCAGCUGACGUGCCCGGACCCCAAGACGAAGCAGCCAGGGUGCAUGACCAAGUGUGAUUCCCGCUGCCCCAACCAGUGCAUCGUCGUCUGCCCCGGCUGCAAGACCUACUGCAUCUGCGACUUCUACCCCGGCAUGUCGUGCGGCGACCCGCGGUUCACGGGCGGCGACGGCAACACCUUCUACUUCCACGGCGGCAAGGACCAGGACUUCUGCAUCUUCACCGACGCCGGCCUCCAUAUCAACGCGCACUUCAUCGGGAGGCGCGACCCCGCCAUGAGCCGCGACUUCACCUGGAUCCAGGCGCUCGGCAUCCGCUUCGCGCACCACCGCCUCUACGUGGGCGCCCACAAUAAGACCGCCAGGUGGAGCAGCGACGACGUCGACCGCCUCGACCUGGCCUUCGACGGCGAGCGCGUCGCCAUCCCGGCGCACACCGGCGCCGCGUGGCGGCCCCCCGCCGCGCCUGCGCUCGCCGUCACGAGGACGGCCGCGGCCAACGGCGUGCGGGUGCGCCUCGAGGGGGUGCUCGACGUCGUGGCCAACGUCGUGCCCGUCAGCGAGGAGGACUCUCGCGUGCACGGCUACGGCGUGGCGGAGGACGACUGCCUCGCGCACCUGGACCUGGGGUUCAGGUUCCUCGACCUCACCGACGACGUGCACGGCGUGCUCGGGCAGACGUACCGAUACGACUACGUCAGCCGGCUUAGCGUCACCUCCAGGAUUCCUGUCAUGGGCGGCGCGGCAGAGUACCUCUCCUCGGAUAUCUUCGCCACCGACUGCGCCGUUGCAAGGUUCGGCGACGACGACCGCCGUGCCGACACCUCCAUGCUCACCUCUGCCAGGGCCUAUUAAUUAUUUAAGCACGUCGCCGUUCGAUGCAGCGAUCGAGCAAAUAUCAGUAUCACACGCACGACGCGCUUAUAUGGGAAUAAAUAAUAUAGUACAGUAUAAUGGUAUAUAUGUUGUAGUAUUUCUUUUCUGUCAACAUAGUAGUUUUCAGUUUUAUCACAAGUGUCUCAACU
Molecule: messenger RNA, 1594 nt
Organism: Sorghum bicolor (sorghum)
Lineage: Eukaryota; Viridiplantae; Streptophyta; Magnoliopsida; Poales; Poaceae
Exons: 2
Coding region: 399-1424 (341 amino acids)
Source: RefSeq, a predicted model, not a curated record